AUGGAUACCCAAACCUGCGACAAAGCACGCCAGUCUUUUAUUGAUGCAGGAGCUUUACUGAGCAAAAUAUACAAUUUUCCACAAACAAUUACGGUAGCUGCAGAAUUUGCAGAUUUAUGCACAACUUUAGGGGGGUGCACUACGGAUAGAACUAUUGUUGGUGCAGCAGCCCCAUCACGUUUCUUCUCAAUGACGGGCGAAGACGGUGCAGUUCGAAUCUAUCCUCAAAUAUUAACAAAGUUUGCCAACCCGACAAGUGCAGUACCUUUUGAUACACACGAUAUAAUAGCCUCAUUCAACAGCAAAUUAGCACCGUACUUUUUCUUCUCAGGAGAUACAGACAUUACACCAAAACAAGUCGACUUUGUUGGUGUCGUAGCACACGAAUUUCAUCACGGGCUGGGUUUUCUUUCAUCAUGGAGACCAUCUGGUGUCGACAACGUGGUAACUCCAUUAAUCCAUGUCGAUGGAUCAAAUAAAUUGCGCGUACGCGAAACCAUCUUUGAUCAAUUUAUAAUUCGAACCGCGGAUGGUAAACCGCUAACAGAAUUUACAGCAAAAUUUGAACAAGCUAUUGACGGACAAACAUAUACCACCGAUGCGGCACUAGCUAGCACUAUUGAAAUGGUUGCGACUGAUAAUCUUAUAACGACUGCGACAGACUAUAUUACCCCAAAUGCAAUUGGGUUUUUGCCGAAAGGAAAAACAAAUAUAAUAGAUGCUGUAAUACUAGAGACUGCUCUCAACCCAUUUGCUGUUGGUUCUACUGGAUCACACGUAGACUUUACAACGUAUUCUAACUCGCCAGACUGGUUGAUGGUAUACAACGUAAUACAAGGAAAGACGUUUCAACAAAUUGAUCAAGAUAAUGGAGCAGCGACUCCUGAUACAAUCGUUGGACCUAAUAUAAAGGCGAUUAUGGAAUCAAUGGGACUUCCUACCCCCGAUAACCCAAAUCCAUUUGUUCCGACGAUAGUAAACGAAGAACCAAUCUCGAACGAGAACUGA
Messenger RNA from Paraglomus occultum, 1008 nucleotides. The record is from the annotation of a GenBank genome assembly. NCBI's taxonomy places the organism in Eukaryota, Fungi, Glomeromycota, Glomeromycetes, Paraglomerales, Paraglomeraceae.